Messenger RNA from Odocoileus virginianus texanus, 1033 nucleotides. Its product is annotated as olfactory receptor 10J1. Lineage: Eukaryota; Metazoa; Chordata; Mammalia; Artiodactyla; Cervidae. Gene Ontology annotation, cellular component: plasma membrane. Gene Ontology annotation, biological process: G protein-coupled receptor signaling pathway; detection of chemical stimulus involved in sensory perception of smell. The record is from RefSeq and is a predicted model, not a curated record. Gene Ontology annotation, molecular function: olfactory receptor activity; G protein-coupled receptor activity.
UUACUGAGAUUAUGUAACUUUUAUUCUUCUACAUUUCCAAUCUAGUGGCCACUCAAUGAAGAGAGAGAACCAUACUCUCACCACUGAGUUUGUUUUACAAGGUUUCUCCAGCUUCCACGAGCACCAUCUCACCCUUUUUGUGAUGUUUCUUGCACCAUACAUCUUAACCUUAGCAGGUAAUAUAAUUAUUGUGAUCAUUAUCCGAAUUGAUCAUCAUCUCCACACUCCCAUGUACUUCUUCCUCAGUAUGCUGUCCACUUCAGAGACUAUAUAUACACUAGUUAUUCUUCCAAGAAUGCUGUCCAGCCUUGUGGGCAUGAGCCAGGCCAUUUCGUUGGCAGGCUGUGCCACACAGAUGUUCUUUUUUGUAACCUUUGGGAUCACUAACUGCUUCCUGCUCACAGUGAUGGGAUAUGACCGCUAUGUGGCCAUCUGCAGCCCCCUGAGAUACACAGUCAUUAUGAACAAGAGGGUAUGCACCCAGCUGGUGUGGGGGGCCUGCAGCAUUGGGCUGAUUGUGGCCACCACACAGGUGACGUCUGUAUUCAGGUUACCUUUCUGUGCCACAAAGGUGGCCCACUUCUUCUGUGACAUCCGACCUGUGAUGAAGCUCUCCUGCGUUGACACGACUGUCAAUGAGAUCCUGACUUUGAUAAUCAGUGUAUUCGUGCUUGUUGUGCCUAUGGGUCUGGUCUUCAUCUCUUAUGUUCUCAUCAUCUCCACCAUCCUCAAGAUCACCUCUACCGAGGGCCGGAAGAAGGCCUUUGCCACCUGCGCCUCCCACCUCACUGUGGUCAUCGUCCACUAUGGCUGUGCCUCCAUCGCCUACCUCAAGCCCAAGUCAGAGAACACCAAGGAUCAGGACCAGCUGAUCUCAGUGACCUACACUGUCAUCACGCCACUACUGAACCCUGUGGUGUACACCCUGAGGAACAAAGAGGUCAAGGAUGCUCUGCUCCGGGCCAUUGGCAGGAAACCUUUCUGACAGUUUGGGGACUGGUCUUCUGAGGCUCUUAGCAUUCUAAGCAGGACU